UCUUGUAACGGUCGUGGCGGCAGGUUCACUCGGCUGCGUCUGGUCACGACGAGAAAAUCUGGAGGCAUCGUCGAGCGUUGUCACGUUGAAUACUCGAUCGAGUGCGUAUGUAUUGUUGCAGUAUGGACGCUCGGCGACUCUUAUCGAGAGCGUAAGCCUCCUUUAAUUCCGCCGAUCGAUUAACGAAGAAAAAAAAGCGCCGGUCAAAAUGUAUCUGUACAAUUUGACUUUACAACGCGCCACCGGCAUCACGCAUGCGGUACAUGGCAAUUUCUCCGGCAGCAAGAUGCAGGAGAUCCUUGUUUCCCGCGGCAAAUCAUUGGAAUUGCUGCGACCGGAUCCAAAUACGGGAAAGGUUCACACUCUGUUGACUGUUGAAGUUUUCGGCAUUAUCAGAUCUUUAAUGGCAUUUAGAUUAACCGGUGCGACGAAAGAUUAUAUCGUCGUAGGCUCGGAUUCCGGGCGCAUAGUAAUUCUAGAGUAUAUUCCCGCCAAGAAUAUGUUCGACAAGGUACAUCAGGAAACCUUUGGCAAAAGUGGUUGUAGACGCAUUGUACCUGGCCAGUAUCUAGCCAUUGAUCCAAAAGGAAGAGCAGUUAUGAUAGGCGCUAUUGAAAAGCAGAAGCUUGUAUACAUUCUAAACAGAGAUGCCGAGGCCCGUUUGACGAUCUCUUCUCCAUUGGAAGCUCAUAAAAGCAACACACUUGUAUAUCACACAGUUGGCGUCGAUGUUGGUUUCGAUAAUCCUAUGUUUGCGUGUCUAGAAAUCGAUUACGAGGAAGCUGAUAGCGAUCCAACGGGCGAUGCGGCGGUGAAAACCCAGCAAACUCUGACACUGUACGAGCUCGAUCUCGGUCUAAAUCACGUGGUGCGAAAGUACAGCGAGCCGCUGGAGGAGCACGCUAAUUUUCUUGUAUCCGUGCCGGGCGGCAACGACGGUCCGAGCGGUGUGCUAAUCUGCUCCGAGAAUUAUCUCACCUACAAGAACCUCGGUGAUCAGCACGAUAUUCGUUGCCCGAUCCCGCGACGACGCAACGACUUAGAUGAUCCGAGAGGGAUGAUAUUCGUGUGCUCGGCUACACACAAAACGAAAAGCAUGUUCUUUUUUCUGGCGCAGACGGAGCAGGGAGACAUUUUCAAAAUCACACUAGAGACGGACGAGGACAUGGUUACCGAAAUCAAGCUCAAGUAUUUCGAUACGGUACCCGUUGCAGCCAGUAUGUGCGUUCUGAAAACGGGUUUCCUGUUUGUGGCUUCAGAAUUCGGCAACCAUUACCUGUAUCAAAUAGCGCAUCUGGGCGACGACGAUGAUGAGCCCGAAUUCAGUUCAGCGAUGCCGCUCGAAGAAGGCGACACCUUUUUCUUCGCACCACGACCACUUCGCAAUCUUGUGCUAGUUGAUGAAAUGGAUAGUCUGUCGCCUAUAAUGGCUUGCCAGGUGGCAGAUCUGGCAAACGAGGAUACACCGCAAUUGUACAUUGCUUGCGGUCGAGGACCGCGAUCUACUCUGCGCGUGCUACGUCACGGUCUCGAGGUAUCCGAGAUGGCAGUGAGUGAAUUACCUGGUAAUCCAAAUGCCGUAUGGACUGUGAAAAGAAGAAUCGAUGAGGAAUAUGAUGCAUACAUCAUAGUGUCCUUCGUGAAUGCCACGCUCGUACUCAGUAUUGGCGAGACUGUCGAGGAAGUGACGGAUUCGGGUUUCCUCGGUACGACACCAACCUUGAGUUGCUCAGCGUUGGGCGAGGACGCAUUAGUGCAGGUGUAUCCUGAUGGUAUACGCCAUAUACGAGCAGAUAAGCGUGUCAAUGAAUGGAAGGCACCUGGUAAGAAGACCAUCGUAAAAUGUGCGGUUAAUCAACGUCAAGUUGUGAUCGCUCUCACCGGAGGAGAACUUGUCUAUUUCGAAAUGGAUCCCACUGGACAAUUGAAUGAAUAUACAGAGAGAAAGAAGAUGCCGUCGGAAGUAAUGUGCAUGGCCCUCGGAAAUGUUGCCGUCGGCGAACAACGUUCGUGGUUUUUGGCCGUUGGCCUACAGGACAAUACAGUGAGGAUAAUAUCGUUAGAUCCUUCGGACUGUCUAGCGCCGAGGAGUAUGCAAGCAUUACCGGCGGCUGCGGAGAGUCUAUGUAUCGUAGAGAUGGGCGCCAAGGAGACCGACAAUUCGGAGGAUUCGUCGCCACAACAAUCCAGUUUAUAUUUAAACAUAGGUUUGCAGAAUGGCGUAUUGCUCAGAACUGUGUUAGAUCCGAUUUCCGGCGAUCUUGCGGACACGAGAACACGUUACUUGGGUUCUCGUCCCGUCAAGCUCUUUAGAAUACGUAUGCAGGGCAAUCAAGCUGUACUGGCAAUGAGCAGUCGAUCGUGGCUGAGUUACUAUCAUCAGAAUCGUUUUCAUCUCACUCCCCUGUCAUACGAAAGUCUCGAAUUUGCAUCUGGCUUUAGUUCCGAGCAGUGUCCGGAAGGUAUAGUUGCCAUAUCGACGAACACGUUGAGGAUUUUGGCACUUGAAAAACUCGGUGCCGUGUUCAAUCAAGUGAGCUUUCCGUUGGAAUAUACACCACGGAAGUUUGCGAUUCACGCCGAUUCCGCACACUUGGUGGUCAUCGAGACUGAGCACAAUGCUUACACGGAAGAGACGAAGCAACAGAGGAGACUACAAAUGGCGGAGGAGAUGCAAGAGGCGGCUGGCGCCGAGGAAGCUGCCGUCGCCCGGGAAUUGGCGGAGGCGUUCUUAUCGGAGGAACCGAAUGAGGCUGUUUUCGGUGCUCCGCGAGCGGGACCAGGCCUAUGGGCCUCGCUGCUGAGAAUAAUGGCACCGACUACCGGCCAAACGUUCGAGGUGCAUCGUUUUGAGCAAAAUCUAGCUGCAUUAUGUCUUUGUCUCGUGAAAUUUGCCAAUCAAGGAGAUCAACUGUUCCUCAUCGUCGGAGUUGCAAAGGAGUUUCAAUUAAAUCCCAGGGUUAGCAACGGCGGUUUUCUUUACACAUACAAAGUAAAUACAGAGUGUACUAGUAUCGAGCUGCUGCAUAAAUCUCCGUUGGACGAGGUACCGCUGGCCAUUUGUCCGUAUCAGGGUAGAGUACUGGUCGGUGUGGGUAGAAUGUUGCGGCUUUACGACAUGGGUAAGAAGAAGUUACUGCGCAAGUGCGAGAACAAGCACAUACCUAACGCCGUGGUCUCGAUCAACGCCAUCGGUCAACGGAUUUACGUCAGCGAUGUACAAGAGUCCGUAUACGCCGUGAGGUACAAACGCCAGGAAAAUCAAUUGAUCGUUUUCGCGGAUGACACACAUCCCAGGUGGAUCACAACUACAUGUGUGUUAGAUUACGAUACUGUUGCCACCGCCGAUAAAUACGGGAACAUAGCUGUGAUACGGUUGGCGACCGGCAUUAACGACGACGUGGACGAAGAUCCUACGGGGAACAAGGCUCUGUGGGACCGAGGAUUACUGAACGGCGCCAGCCAGAAAGCGGACACGGUGGCGUGCUUUCACGUAGGCGAGACGGUAAUGUCGCUACAAAAGGCGACCCUUAUACCCGGUGGUUCUGAGAGCUUGGUUUACACGACUCUUAGCGGAACGGUGGGCGUCCUCGUGCCCUUCACCAGUCACGAGGAUCACGAUUUCUUUCAACAUCUGGAGAUGCAUAUGCGAUCCGAACACCCACCUUUAUGCGGUAGGGAUCACCUGUCCUUCCGGUCAUACUAUUAUCCAGUGAAGAAUGUCAUCGAUGGGGAUCUCUGCGAGCAAUUCAAUUCGAUUGAACCCGUUAAGCAGAAAAGCAUCUCUGGUGAUCUCGAGAGAACACCGUCCGAGGUAUCGAAGAAACUGGAGGACAUACGUACGCGAUACGCGUUCUAAAUGUUCAUCCUUGAGUAUCGUGUCUUUCGAUAUAUUGUUUUUCAAUGUUUUUCAAAUUCGGCGUCCCAUAAAAGGUAGAUCUUGAGAAAUUUGUUGUACAUUUAUUAUAAUCUCUAUUUUUUACACAUAACAUUUAACUAGUAUUCUCUUCCCACUUUCGAAAUUUUUCGACGAUCAUAAUCGACCGUGCAAACCAAGUUCUAUUAUAUGACAUAAUCUGUACAAAAAUCGAUAUUUUCUACAUGUGUGAUAACUUUAUUAUACAUUAAAAUUCUUGAUUCAUUUUUUAAUAUAUAUUCAUUAAUAUCCAGGAAAUGUAUAUUCAAUUUCCUUUAGGUAAACAAUUAUCACAUGGAAAAAAAGUAAAGAUAUUUUAAUAGCCAUUAGGAGGCAAAUUAAAAUAAUCCGCCUAAGUGCAAGUUUUGUAUUUCUGUAACAAAUAGCGAACUGCUAUGAAAAAGUUGAUUUAUAAAUGUGUAAAAGUAACGAAUUUCACAUUGUUACGAAUAGAAAAUAUUUAAUUUUAUUUGUAUCAGUGUAGAUAUACACAUAACGCGCAAUAUAUUUCAUUACUACUACUAACAACUACUACAUACCGCAUAUAUAAACUAAUGUAUUGCUAUUCAAAUAGUAUUAUAUGAUGGUAAUUAAUUUUUCUCAGCUUAUUGCUGUUUUGCAAACUUGCAUGUUGGAUCAUCAAGUUUAUAUAAUAUUAUUAAUUCAUCAUUCGCCCCAAUAAUGAUUUGUUUAUAUCUACAUACUCACACACAACACGAUCUUUGAAUAUAUUUAUUAAAGGAGGAGUA
Messenger RNA from Cataglyphis hispanica, 4665 nucleotides. It is a transcript of the gene Sf3b3, whose product is annotated as splicing factor 3B subunit 3. Gene Ontology annotation, biological process: mRNA splicing, via spliceosome. NCBI's taxonomy places the organism in Eukaryota, Metazoa, Arthropoda, Insecta, Hymenoptera, Formicidae. Gene Ontology annotation, cellular component: nucleus; U2 snRNP. Gene Ontology annotation, molecular function: protein binding; U2 snRNA binding. The record is from RefSeq and is a predicted model, not a curated record.